GAGAAGAGGCCAAUAGAUAUGGGUUUUGUCCAGGGGUCUCUGGCUUUAAAGCUCUCUGCAACCACUUGAGCUCAUUUUCCCGGUGACUUGGCUGGGUGCAACUUCUUUCUCUGCCCAAGCUGUUAAAAAUCUAAAACUUUACCCUUCGGAAUUCUUUCAGUUGCGUGACAGAUACAACCUAUCCCUUAGCAAAAAUGGAAGCUAUCAAGAAAAAGAUGCAGAUGUUGAAGUUAGACAAGGAGAAUGCCAUUGACAGAGCAGAGCAGGCUGAAACAGAUAAGAAGGCAGCUGAGGACAAAUGCAAACAGGUAGAGGAUGAGCUGGUAGCUCUGCAGAAGAAGCUGAAAGGAACUGAAGAUGAGCUGGACAAGUACUCGGAGGCUCUCAAAGACGCCCAGGAAAAGCUAGAGCAGGCUGAAAAGAAGGCCACUGAUGCCGAGGGCGAGGUGGCAGCGCUGAACAGACGGAUCCAGCUAGUGGAAGAGGAGCUGGAUCGUGCCCAAGAACGGCUGGCCACGGCCUUGCAGAAACUGGAGGAGGCUGAGAAAGCAGCGGAUGAGAGCGAGAGAGGAAUGAAGGUUAUUGAGAACAGAGCAAUGAAAGAUGAAGAGAAAAUGGAAAUUCAGGAAAUGCAGCUGAAGGAGGCCAAGCACAUUGCUGAAGAAGCUGACCGCAAGUAUGAAGAGGUCGCCCGUAAACUGGUUAUUUUGGAGGGUGAACUGGAACGAGCUGAAGAGCGUGCAGAGGUGUCCGAAGUUAAAUGUAGCGACCUUGAAGAGGAGUUGAAGAACGUCACCAAUAACCUGAAGUCUUUGGAAGCUCAGUCGGAAAAGUACUCGGAAAAAGAAGAUAAAUACGAAGAAGAAAUCAAGAUUCUCUCUGACAAGCUCAAAGAAGCUGAAACGCGUGCUGAAUUUGCAGAGAGAACAGUUGCCAAACUGGAAAAGUCUAUUGAUGACCUGGAAGACGAGCUGUACGCUCAGAAGCUGAAGUACAAAGCCAUCAGCGAGGAGCUUGACCAUGCUCUCAAUGACAUGACCUCGCUGUGAGCGCGCCUGCGCGGGGCCGCUCCACCUCGCUCCGUUCUUACGCUUUUCUUGCCUGCAAUCCCUGUCGCUCUUGCGCAGCUUCCACAAGCGAUCCUUCCGCCUCCUCUGUAAGAACUGAGCUCAAUAAAAACAACGUUCCUCUACCUUUCA
Messenger RNA from Opisthocomus hoazin, 1199 nucleotides. RefSeq names its product tropomyosin 4 (gene TPM4). NCBI's taxonomy places the organism in Eukaryota, Metazoa, Chordata, Aves, Opisthocomiformes, Opisthocomidae. The record is from RefSeq and is a predicted model, not a curated record.